UUCAGUAGGUACCUUAUACAGCAGUGAUGUCACGCAUCCAGUGAUGUGAUGUUGAUAAAUGUAGUAUCACGCCAAUCCUCGCAAAUUCGUAUCAACAAUCACGCGAAAAAAAAUCUAUCAGUGUCAACUCCGUCCAAAAACUCGUAUCACCCCAACAUAAUUUAAUGUUAAGCCGUUUGGAAAAAUCGUUCCUUUUUAAACCCCGAGUUCCUAUAAAGUGGUUGAAGUGUCUUUGAGUGAAAGUGUCUUUUUGGGAUUAUUAUCCGCAAAGCAAAAUGGGUCACGACUUAUAUUUCAAAUUCUGCAAGACAACAAAUAGGUUAUAAUUCCGAUUUGGGUGUCAGAAAUCCUUGCUGAGGAUGGCCAGCCCUUGGCCCUUUUCCAUUCUUUUAAAAUAACCAAUUAUCGUGAAAAUUUUGCAAAAUGGCGACCACAGCCCGCCGCCGAGACCCCGACGACGAUAUAGCAGCGAUAGCAAAACAGAUUUCGGAACAAGCCGAGGCCAUUUAUCAAAAUUGGAAGUCGAGAGGUCUAGCACCAGCCGAUUUAAUCACCUGCCAUGCUGUAGGGGACACCACGAAGCUAGGAUCAAUGCUGAAGCCUCAGCCACCGGCGAAGCCCUCGAUCGAUCUGCUAGCCCAGGCGCCCACCAUGGACAACAACCGGCUGGAAAAACUGGUCAAAAACUUCGUCGUGGAAGACAAGGCGAGGUUGGCGGCGAGAAAUAAGGCGAUGCCGUCGAGUAUCCAAUACGCCCUUCAAAAGUUUGAGAAAAAUACAAAGAAUGACUCAAGUGUGCAAAAAAGUCCGCUCAAAUCGAACAUUUUUGGCCCAGAAGGCGCGAAAGCGCUGGCUAAUGAGAUCCAGACCCCAAAGCCCGUAAUCAGCCAAAAGCCCCAAAUCUCCCCGAAACCCCGUUUCGCCGAAACGAUCGAGAUGACGCUUCCCGAAGACGUCAGCCCUCACGGCCUCCAGACCUGGCCUUUGAAGAACCGCGUCAUCACCACCGACACGGUGAAGAAAACGGCCUCGGAAGUGCGCCCCGACCCCCAAACUCCACAAUUCCCAAAUAGACCCACAACCAUCGACCAAGUAGCCCUCGAGGAAAAACGGCUCAUCAACGCGCUCAAAAAUGGGAUUUUGGACAGUGAGCUCUCCCAAAACCCUUCUGUUACAAAACCCAAAGAACCGGAAAAAGAAGUCACCACUAAAUGGGGCUUGCGGAACACGAGAAGGGUUGAACAACAGGUGCCUCAUCCGGAAUUGACGGUGGUACAGAGACAGCAUUUGAGGCAAACGAAUACCAAUCCGAUUCGACCGUUUUUGACACGGGGGUCGGUCGCCGAAAGGGUGCUGAUUUUCGAGAGGUGUCCCAGUGAUUUGUUGUUGGAUAAAAGGGCGAGGGCGCCGGUGACGCAAUUAGCCAAGCCGCAGACUGUUCCAAAACAACCUACUCUUCAGCACACCACCCUCCAGCGGCACAUCCGAACCCACCGCAACGUGAACAUCCCCCGCUUCCACUUCCCCACCGGCAAACCAGCCCCCCCUGGCCAUCUCGACACCAUCAAAUCCAAAAUCACCUCAACUUUCACCUCCAUCGACGGCCGCGCUUCCAGAGAAGACUUCUCCACCAUUGCUACAACCUGUCAGUUACCGCUUUAUUGGAAAACUCCCUUAUAUCUCGCCGCUUGUGCUGAUAAAGGGUCGUGCACCCAAGAACAGUUCAUGACUUUCUGGACGAGCAUGACGAAUAAUUCCCACGAUGCGGCCUCGAGAUUCGUCUAUAUUCUGACACGGGGGCGCCGGAAUUGGCUCGCACCGGAGGAUUUUAUUCCCUUGGUUCAAGAUGUGGUCGAAACACAUCCGGGGUUGACUUUCUUGAAGGAAGCGACGGAGUUCCAUUCGCGUUAUGUGCAUACUGUUAUUGCCCGGAUUUAUUACUGCGUUAAUAGGUCUUGGUCCGGGAGGAUCUCAAUUCCGGAAUUGAGACGAUCGAAUUUACUUAAUGUUAUCCAGUUUUUGGAGGAAGAGGAAGAUAUCAAUCAGAUUACUCAGUACUUUAGUUAUGAACAUUUCUAUGUGAUUUAUUGCAAGUUUUGGGAACUCGAUCGUGAUCACGAUUUGUUUAUUGAUAAGCAAGACUUGACCAGACACAACGAUCACGCUCUUUCGUCACGAAUCAUCGACCGCAUCUUCAGUGGCUGUGUGACCCGCGGCCAGAAGAGGUCACAACACGAUGAAAAAAUGUCAUACACGGAGUUCGUUUGGUUCUUGUUGAGUGAAGAAGAUAAACAGCACCCCACCGCUAUAGAGUAUUGGUUCCGGUGUAUGGACAUCGAUGGUGAUGGGUAUUUAUCCAUGUACGAAUUGGAGUAUUUUUAUGAGGAGCAAAUGCAGAGAAUGGAAGCUAUAGGAAUUGAAACUUUACCCUUUCAAGACUGUUUGUGUCAAAUGUUAGACAUGGUGAAACCGAAAAUUCCAGGGAAAAUUGCCUUAAGUGACUUAAAGAAGUGUAAAAUGACGCCUAUUUUCUUUGAUACGUUCUUCAACCUUGAAAAGUAUUUGGAUCACGAGCAGAGGGAUCCUUUCGCUUCGCAGAGAGACCAUGAUAUUGACGGGCAAGAGAUGUCCGACUGGGAUCGCUACGCCGCCGAAGAAUACGAACUGCUGGUGGCUGAGGAAGGCGGCAAUGACCAACAAGACAGUCUGGAGUACGAUUGUGGCUUUGACAGGCUCAUUCGAUGAAGGUGGAGACGAAGAUGUUCUUUCGCCGAAUCUUGAAUUAGUAUUAGACGGUGAUGAACCAGAGGAGUUAUCAACUGAUAGCGACGAGUGCAGUAUUUAGCAUAAGUAAUUUGUUAUCGUUUUCUAGUCGCACGACUCGGAAUUAUAGUUUAAGUAUAUUCCUGUUUGCACAAACCCGUUAUUUAUCCAGUUGAGUUUGUUAUUAUGUUUAUUAGACGAACAGUAAGAGUGAUCUUGAAGAGUAUUUUGUAUUGUUGUAUUAAUAAAUUGUGUAAUUUAGAUGGAUCUUAGACAACUAAUCGAAUCUCGGUUACAAGGUAUUACCGACUUUUUCUUACUAAUGUUAUUUAUUUGCGUAAUGAUGGCGCUAGACUUGGGUGCAGCUGUUGUUAGCGAAGAAUAUCAACGACAUUUCUGCCACCACUUCGUUAAUAUUCUUUGCGGAUUUUUUAAAUAUAGUUUAUUUAAUACAUUUGAUUAAAAUCCAGUAUCAAUUUUACUAGUCAUUUUUAUUAUUCAUACUCGUUUUAUUAUGUAAUGUAUAAAACACUAAAUAUAUUGGUUUUCUCUUAA
Molecule: messenger RNA, 3318 nt
Organism: Tribolium madens (black flour beetle)
Lineage: Eukaryota; Metazoa; Arthropoda; Insecta; Coleoptera; Tenebrionidae
Product: serine/threonine-protein phosphatase 2A regulatory subunit B'' subunit beta-like
Exons: 12
Coding region: 424-2745 (773 amino acids)
Biological process (GO): protein dephosphorylation
Cellular component (GO): protein phosphatase type 2A complex
Molecular function (GO): protein phosphatase regulator activity; calcium ion binding
Source: RefSeq, a predicted model, not a curated record